Messenger RNA from Daphnia pulicaria, 1132 nucleotides. RefSeq lists its product as uncharacterized. The coding region runs from base 511 to 912 and encodes 133 amino acids. The transcript is spliced from 4 exons. The record is from RefSeq and is a predicted model, not a curated record. Lineage: Eukaryota; Metazoa; Arthropoda; Branchiopoda; Diplostraca; Daphniidae.
CGUCCGUACGACUACAAGUGCCACCCAACUCUCGCUAAAAGCUAUAGCUCUAUCUCUGCUGCUAGUUUUCUCUCGAUUUGACUCGAUACAACUUAAACAACACCUGCAAGAUUCUCGCCGCGUCUAGACUACAACUUUGGUGGUUUUAUAUCGACACAGCGCAGCCAAGGGAAUACAUAUCAAUAUUUUCGGAACCAUCCAGCAGCUGCUGCUGCGACGGCUGCCGCCUUGAUAUAUUACAGCACGGUCACCCACGCCCAUCAGCACAAAAAGGAUCAAUAUAGACAUGUUUUGUUGUCAUUUAUAAGCCAAUAAAUAACAACCACGUAUAUAGCAUAUACAGCUAUAUAUAUCUCGCCAGCAGUGGAGAGAAUAUAUAUAUUACGUAAUGCUACUUUGAAAGGAAGACAAAAAGAAACACCAGCAGCAAUUUCAAGAAUCUAAAAUCGUCAACUGUUGAAUACAUCAAACACACCAGAGAGAAUAAUAAAAGAGAAGCCUACAGAAAAAAUGCCAACAAUGCGACACAGCACAGACCCCUGUGCUCAAUUCAGAAUGCUCGGUCAUCCGUGCUCAGCGAGUCAACACCCUCAGCCGCAACUGCUGCCGUCCGUGUACCAGGCGGCGCUCAAUCACGCCGGGCCCUACGGUCACGGACGGACCAUUUCGCACACACCGUGGGAGGCCGUCACCUUCGUCGCUGUAAGUGCGAUCGUUUUAGUGGCGUACAUCGCCGUGCUGGGUUACCUGGCGACGCGGGCCCUGCGCCAGGUGCCGCGCGGGUCGGCGGUCGGCUCUUUGCCCGGCGGCCUCCUAGACACCCGGAUCGUCUACAACGCCAAGACCGACUCUUGCCAGCCGCCGGUGCCGGCCGAGAUGAUCGAUACGCCCGACGGCUCCUUUGACGUCUGAUCAAUCACGGCGACAGCGGCGACGGCGGCGGCGUCACGUUCGCACUCGCCUGCAACCUCUGCUGCUGCUGGAUGUGCUGGCCCAUUGUCUUUUGGGACUUUGGCUGCUGGGCGUGUGCUGGUGUCGUUCAACGCUUUUCCUGAUUACAUUUCUUCCCAACACCUUUUGAUUUUCUACAUAAAAGAAGAAACAAAAAAUGAGCCGUGAAUAAUACAAAUAA